This is a messenger RNA of Aspergillus candidus, 267 nucleotides long. RefSeq lists its product as uncharacterized. NCBI's taxonomy places the organism in Eukaryota, Fungi, Ascomycota, Eurotiomycetes, Eurotiales, Aspergillaceae. The record is from RefSeq and is a predicted model, not a curated record. The transcript has 2 exons. The coding region runs from base 1 to 267 and encodes 88 amino acids.
AUGGUCCAAUCCGGCGCAAACUCCUCGAUGAACCACCCCUCGAGCUCCAUCCGCGGCGGCGCCAGCUUGCAGCCGACGCCCGCCAACAACGUCGGCGGCGGACGGGGUCUAGGCGAUGGAGGUUGGACCAAGGGAGGGACGGCUGCUUCUGAGAAUAAGCAGAAGCAGAGGCAAGGCUCUGAGAGCAGCAUGGACCAGGGUAGAGGCCAGGAGGGUUGGUGGAGGAGGGCGAGUGAUACUACUAAGGAUUCGGUGAAUAACUUGUGA